UUUUUCCACGCCCAUUAUCCACAUCGCUUUAAUAGCGAUUGCAACACAAACUUACGAAACUAAAAUCAAUACUUUGACGUUGGCUGCUGUGAUUGUCAAUGUCAACUUUUGCUAAUCUAAACUGUGUCGACAGCUUAGACCAUUAAUAACAGGACUUGCCUCGCUAACCGUUACCCCUCUGGCAAAGAUCAAAAAUCUAUGAUCUAACGCGUUUAUAAAAACUGUUGCUAUAGAAUCGAUGUUUCUUUGUUGUAAUCGUUUUCGUCGUGUAAAGAGCUCCCUAAAAAUGCCGGUUUGUGUAGUUAAAUGGCAUAAAAAACGGCCAAAAACUUGUAGUUUAGUAAAAGAUGGAGUAACGUUUCAUUUGAAAAUAUUUAAACCUUAAUUUUAUCAAAAUUUUCCCUAUCACGUGUUUACGUACCGCGCGGCUGUAGGUAUUUAUUUCAAAAAUACGGCCGAGUUACAAUACUGCAUGUAUAUAUUUUUACUGUGGCAAUGUGUUUGUUAGUCUGUGUAAGAAUUACGCGUGUGUGUAUUGCGAGUCAAAUUUAUAGUUGUGUGUAGUGUAUAGACACAGAAUAUACUUAAUGGUGUUAAAUGUUUUCGAUGUGUGACUUUACCUCGUCCGGCAAAAAACGACAGACAUUUUUGUUGGUGAAUUUGGGUGUGAAACAAGUCCAUUCUUAUUAAUGGUCUAAGGUCGAUAGUAGUUAAAUUGAUAUUGAUAGUGACGUGACAUGUGACAUUUAGGGACAUUUGUCGUCUGUGACUAGAAUUUAUUGUAGAUGUAGGUACCUAUCAAUUAUUCUCAGUUUUACAAUUUAUUAUUAUUAUAAAUAUAUGUAUUUACAUUUUAUACAAGUAGUAAUUGUAUUAUUUCUAAUUUCUUCAGAAAAUUGAAUUACUUUGAGUGAUUUGUAAUGAUAAUAUACAUCUACAUCAUUAAAACCCUUUCUCUGGACCAAUAAACACUUGCUUACAAGAAAACUUCAAUCAAAACAAACACAUCAAGAAACUAUGCACUCUGGAGCUGAUAAAGUUGUUGUGAAAUCUGAAGUAAGCGAUGACUAUGUGCUGUUAGAUGAAAAGGUGGAAAUGAAGAUUGAAUAUGAUGAGUUGCAUCAUGCCCAGUGCUCAGUGUCUGCGGAGAGUAUUAAGUGUGAACCAGAAUCACCGGCCGAUGUUUUCCAGGAAGCUCUUCAAUGGAAACAAACUGCUUCAAGCUCCACAGCUUCUGAACCUGUGGCUAAAGAACAGGAUUUGUUGAAGUGUGAUAUUAGUUUUGGAUGCACAAUUUGUUUAGAGGAUUUUCCCCAUGAAGAGGAUUACUAUGCACACAUGAACAUGCAUCUUCAGAACAGCAAAGCUGACAGUGAAUUUGUGACAUCACGAGUGUGUGAGCCUAGUGCAGCUGUGAGCUCAGGCUGGCAUUCGCCUUACCUCAUUGAGAACAAUACAAAGGAGCCAGAUGUACAAAUUCCUUCAACGUCCAGUACACCGAUGGAGACUGAUGAUAUCGUGCCACCAACGUCUGCCAUACCUUUCGCUGUGCCACACACACCCCAUAACGCCAAAGCGCAACGACAAAGUAUGUAUAGAAAACGUAAGGCCGCGGAAAGAACUCCUGCAGAGGCAGCAGAUUUUGCAAAAGCAGCCGCCGAAAGACAACGUAGAUGCAAGCAACGUAGACUCGCCAACUCAGCUCUUGACACCGGCACGCUAGAGUCAGCCACAGUGUCUGCUCCUGUGGUAGUGGAAAGAACAGUUACUGCCCAGACCAGCGCUCAGCGACAACGUGCUUACAGACAGCGUAGAGCUGCUCAAAUUGUUUCACAAAUAAGUACUCCACCGCCUCACACAGCAGUGCAACCGGAACAAUCAACCUGGAAUAUCAAAUGGUCGUCGUCAAUAAAGAGGUUUAAAACUACAUUUCUGGACAACGAAUUUGGCCACGCUUGCUCUGUUUGCGACCGAUUGUGGUUCAAGAAUGACCUUAAAAUCAUCACUGCUGCACAACUACAGGUCAUAUCGGAUUGGUUCGUUAAGGAAAAUAGGCAACUACGCGAAGAGUAUUAUACGCAUAUUUGCAACACCUGUAGAUUUUCGCUGAACAAACAUAAGCUUCCUACCCUUGCAAAAGUGAAUGGCUUCUCAUAUCCAGAAAUACCUCCUGGCUUACCGCCACUGGAUCCAAUUAGUGAACGAUUAAUCUCACCACGUCUGCCAUUCAUGCAAGUGCGUCGUCUGCGUCAUGACUUCUCUUAUGGAAUUAUUGGUCAAGUGAUCAACGUUCCAGUUAACGUAGAAGACAUGGUAAAAUGCUUGCCCCGGCAUUUAGAUGAGGACGACGUCAUUAAUGUUAACAUCAAACGGAAUCUCGCACACAAAACAAAUUACAUCAGCAGCUACAUGUCUAAAAGGACAAUCAAAGAAUGGUUGGAUGUACUUCAAAAUUCAAGUCUAUAUCGCUUGUACGAUAUCAAAGUAGAUUUGUCAAGGCUGCAAACUGUCGUGCCACCAGAGGAAGAUUUGCAGGAUGACUCGGCUCAUCGAAUCGAAACAAUCGCCGCCGAGUGUACUCCGGAGUCAGAAAUUCUUGCUUCCAGGCAGCAUACACUACUGUGGAACGAAGAGGAUUGCCUCGACAUCGCACCAGGACAUCGGGCCAUGCCUCUGAACAUCAUUUACGACCGUCAUGCUGAAGAACUAUCAUUUCCUGCAAUAUACUACGGCCAGCCUCGUCGCUUCCACAUGAGAGUUUCAGUGACACCUUACAUGAUGGCAACCAGUGAAUUACGACGAAGUGACAGACGCGGAGCCACGCCUCAAAAAGUCUUGUACGUUGCUAUGAAGAUUCUACGUCUCCGCAUGGUAGAUGGCAUUUACAGCACAUUUCGGAAUGUGUCAACCACGGAAAACGUAACUCGACGCAUGUUGGAGGACCCGGAAUUUCUUAAAGAAUUUGUCGUUCAAAAUCUUGCCUUCAUGAAGUCAGUACCUAAUUCCGUCCAGUAUUGGGCCUCUCGCAAACGAGAUCUGUUUGCGAUGCUCCGUAAACUAGGUAAACCGACCAUAUUUCUCACUUUAAGUGCAAACGAAGUACGCUGGUUGAUAUUACUGAACUUACUCCUCAAAUUGAGUAACAAGUAUCCUGGAAAAGUUGCUGAAGAUCUAAACACGUCAGAGCGGUGCAACUUAGUGAGCGACGAUCCAGUUACGUGCUGCAUAUAUUUCCACAAACUCGUCGGUACAUUGAUGAAUAUGCUGAAGGCAAAACAAUCAUAUAAUCCAUUUGGCCAGUACUUUGUUAAAGAUUAUUUCUUUCGCAUUGAGUUCCAGCAUCGAGGAAGCCCCCACGCACACAUUUUGGUGUGGUUGAAUAAUGAUCCACACGAGGCCGUGUCAGAAAAUAUGCCAAUGACCAUCGAGCUCGUGGAGAAGCUGAGUUCUGUCGCCAAAGAAGAUAUGCCCAACGAGACCAUCUACGCCAAUCAAAUUCACAAGCACACUUUCACCUGCACGAAGCGAGGUGAGACGACUUGCAGAUUUGGGAUCCCGUACUGGCCAAUGCCUGCUACUCGAGUCUUGGUUCCAAUGCCUCAGACUGAUGGACGCCGGUCAACAUUCCAAAAAAAAUCCAAGGAGCUACGAACGUGUCUCAGCGAACGUACAUACCCUAGCAUGGAUGACUUUCUGAGGGAACAUGGUCUGACAUUUGAUGCAUAUCUUGAUAUAGUACGUUCAACCCUUCGCAGGCCAACUUUGUUGUUUAAACGUAACUUCGAUCAACUUAUGACAAACACGUUCAACCCUUACCUUGCUGGUCAAAUUAAUUCCAACAUCGAUAUUCAGUUUAUCUUAGAUGAAUACAGCUGCGCACAGUACGUCGUGGAAUACAUGAACAAAUCAGCUCGUGGAAUGGGUAACUUGAAUCGAGAGUUGACUAAAAUGAUGGAAGAACAUCCUGACCGCGAUUACACUGGUCAAUUAAAAGCAUUGAGUGUCAAACUUCUCAAUGCAGUUGAAAUGUCGGCGCAAGAAGCAGCAUGGUAUUUGUUACGACAGCCGAUGAGCGAAGCAAGCCGUCAAAUUGUGUACAUACCAACAGUGUGGCCCUCAGAGAGACAACGUUGCCGCAAACGUCGGAAACAAUUGGAUCGCGAAGGAAUCGCAGAGGACAGCACAGACGUGUGGACCAAAAACAUCAUUCAGCGGUAUGAAGAAAGACCUCCAUCUUUGCAAGAUGUAUAUUUGGCCGAGUUUGCGUCGUGGUAUGCUAACUCUCGUGAUUUCAUUGACAAUGAAGACGACUCGAACGUGCAUGAAGAUGACGAUCCUGAACCGCCGACUGGAGAAAGAACGACAUCGAGAGGAUAUCGCAAACGUCUGAUCGGUCGAAUCAUACGAUACAGAUGCUACGACAUAGAUGAAACUGUCAAUUAUCAACGUGAGAUGGUACUGCUGUACUUGCCCUUUCGCAACGAAGUCGCUGACAUUGUUGAUUGUAAUAAAUUUAUACAAUUAUUCAAUGACAACAAGGAAACUAUCAUGGAACGCAGAAAACUUUAUGAGAACAAUAUUGACAUCGACAAAGUGAUGCAAGAGCUAGAAGCAAUGAUGAUUUUGCAAAAUUCAGACACUUGUGUAUGGCCCACGAAUUCUAUGUAGGACUAAACGUCUAAUACAGCGAGUGCAAAAUGCUUGCACUCGGUUUUGUUUUGAUGUUCCCCCAAAAGCACACGUAACUCCAUUUUUGAAUAAUUUUGGGUUACUAAAAAUGAGAUCCAGACGAAAGUAUCAUUUGGCAGGUCUACUUUUCGGUGUUUUCAAUCAAGGUAAACCCAUAUACCUUCUUAAUAAAUUCACUUGGGCGGGUGAUGGUGGUGGAACGGAGCGUCGAAGCUGCCGAAAUCAAUUGCGGAUACCACCUCACCGUACUGCCGCCUUUAGAGGUUCAUUUACCUACUCCGCCACUAAAUGUUGGAAUAACAUUCCUCCUCCAUUGAAAAACCUAAAAUCUAAAUUCGCAUUUAAAAAACUUUUAAAGAAAUUUUUACUUGAAAAGCAGAUUGAAUUCCAACACCAUGUGGCGGAGUUUUCCUUCAUAUAGGUAAAAAUAUAUAAUAAAUAUUUGUAAAUACUAUAAUAUAUGAUAUAACUAUGUAAUUUUGUUUUUAGUUUUUUAAUUCACACGUUGUUACUGUUUAUUUGUAAUAAACAUUGUCUGUUUUAUUGUUUUUCCCUUUUUAUUUUUAGUUAGUUAUAAUGUAUUAUUUUAAGUUUUACUUGUAUUGUUUACUUUGGUUAAUAAGGUUGUUGUGUGCUGUGUUUGUGGCGGCACCUGGUCAACGGUUCCAACUGAAAACUAGCGCUGCAUGCUCAGCAAGAGGUAUGCUGAGUUGGGGCCCUUUAUUGGAUUAUGCCACACAUCGCAGUGUAUUGUCCUGUCAUAUUAUUUAAUAUGAAAAUAUUAUUUGUUAGCAUUAUAUGAUAUUAUGAGCAUAUUGUGUUGUGUGGCAUAAUGCUGUAAUAAAGAUUUUUUCUUUCUUUCUUUCUAAGCUGUCAAUGUCAUGUAAUAUUGUCAAAUGUCAAUAAGACAAGGUAUAGGUAAGUAAAAGAAUCAUUAAAUCAUAGACAGAGAAGCAUUAAACAAAAAAAAUCCUUAAAUUGCUUUAAAAACGCCAUAAUAUGCAGUCGGGUUUUUUGUUUUUAUUACAAUAUUUUUUUCCACGCCCAUUAUCCACAUCGCUUUAAUAGCGAUUGCAACACAAACUUACGAAACUAAAAUCAAUACUUUGACGUUGGCUGCUGUGAUUGUCAAUGUCAACUUUUGCUAAUCUAAACUGUAUCGACAGCUUAGACCAUUAAUAACAGGACUUGCCUCGCUAACCGUUACCCCUCUGGCAAAGAUCAAAAAUCUAUGAUCUAACGCGUUUAUAAAAACUGUUGCUAUAGAAUCGAUGUUUCUAUGUUGUAAUCGUUUUCGUCGUGUAAAGAGCUCCCUAAAUAUGCCGGUUUGUGUAGUUAAAUGGCAUAAAAAACGGCCAAAAACUUGUAGUUUAGUAAAAGAUGGAGUAACGUUUCAUUUGAAAAUAUUUAAACCUUAAUUUUAUCAAAAUUUUCCCUAUCACGUGUUUACGUACCGCGCGGCUGUAGGUAUUUAUUUCAAAAAUACGGUCGAGUUACAAUACUGCAUGUAUAUAUUUUUACUGUGGCAAUGUGUUUGUUAGUCUGUGUAAGAAUUACGCGUGUGUGUAUUGCGAGUCAAAUUUAUAGUUGUGUGUAGUGUAUAGACACAGAAUAUACUUAAUGGUGUUAAAUGUUUUCGAUGUGUGACUUUACCUCGUCCGGCAAAAAACGACAGACAUUUUUGUUGGUGAAUUUGGGUGUGAAACAAGUCCAUUCUUAUUAAUGGUCUAAGGUCGAUAGUAGUUAAAUUGAUAUUGAUAGUGACGUGACAUGUGACAUUUAGGGACAUUUGUCGUCUGUGACUAGAAUUUAUUGUAGGUACCUAUCAAUUAUUCUCAGUUUUACAAUUUAUUAUUAUUAUAAAUAUAUGUAUUUAAACUU
Molecule: messenger RNA, 6570 nt
Organism: Bicyclus anynana (squinting bush brown)
Lineage: Eukaryota; Metazoa; Arthropoda; Insecta; Lepidoptera; Nymphalidae
Exons: 3
Coding region: 1018-4668 (1216 amino acids)
Source: RefSeq, a predicted model, not a curated record